Messenger RNA from Colletotrichum fioriniae, 777 nucleotides. The record is from RefSeq and is a predicted model, not a curated record. NCBI's taxonomy places the organism in Eukaryota, Fungi, Ascomycota, Sordariomycetes, Glomerellales, Glomerellaceae.
AUGUCGUUCGCGUUGUCAGAUGCCUACCGGCAAUACAGCCACCUCCUGACUACUUCACGUUUGCGGAAUGCAGUCUGGAGCACGUGCAUAGUGGCUCUCGCACAGCAGCUUUGCGGAAUCAAUGUUUUUGCCUUCUACUCAAACAACUUCUUCAUCAAAGGAGACCCGAGCCCUCGCAACGCUAUGCUUUACAGCUUGGGCUUUGGUGCCAUCAAUUUCCUGUUCGGCCUUCUCGCAAUCAGAUCGAUUGAUGUCUUCGGGAGACGCCGGUGGCUCCUCGUCACACUCCCAUUAAUGUGCAUGCUUCUGGCUGCAGCGGCCAUGUCAUUCCUUAUUCCCAAGGGACCGGUUCAAAUUGGAAUCGUUGCGUUAUUCAUCUUUUCUGUGUAUUCACCAGGACUUGGGCCCAUCCCCUUCACACUUGCUUCCGAAAGCUUCCCCCUCUCUCAGCGCGAAGCUGGUUGUUCUGCCGCCAUUUCCGUCAAUCUUUUCUUUGCGGGCAUACUCACGAUCGUUUUUCCAGCUGUCAAUGACGCACUGAAGCUGUAUGGUACUCUGGCGCUGUUCGCUGGCCUCAAUCUUGUGGCAUUUGCUCUGGUCUUUUUGCUCGUCGAGGAAACCAAACAGCUCAGAGAGCAUUUGCCAUACCUGAUCAAGAGAUACCUGAUGCGUACUUGGAACGGCGGUGACCCGCCCAACUUCUACACCAAGGUAAUCGAUGGUUCUUAUUCUCACGAAAUGGGGCCAAUGAGGCGGGAUGAGCCGACGGACGAAUGA